Messenger RNA from Gastrolobium bilobum, 793 nucleotides. RefSeq lists its product as uncharacterized. Bases 119 to 505 code for a protein of 128 amino acids. Gene Ontology annotation, cellular component: nucleolus; precatalytic spliceosome; U4/U6 x U5 tri-snRNP complex. The record is from RefSeq and is a predicted model, not a curated record. Gene Ontology annotation, biological process: mRNA splicing, via spliceosome; maturation of SSU-rRNA; ribosome biogenesis. The transcript has 5 exons. Gene Ontology annotation, molecular function: RNA binding. Lineage: Eukaryota; Viridiplantae; Streptophyta; Magnoliopsida; Fabales; Fabaceae.
CUUUCUCCCGCCGCCAUAACACACUCUGUGUUUCUUCUUUAAUAUCUGCUUCAGCCGCUGUCGAAUUUCUAGGGUUUUCUGAGAGGGUUUUUGAACUGCUCCAAAAUCUUCUGCGAACAUGACAGGAGAGGCAGUGAAUCCAAAAGCUUACCCUUUGGCCGAUGCACAACUCACAAUUACAAUACUGGAUCUUGUUCAACAAGCUGCCAACUACAAGCAGCUCAAAAAGGGUGCUAAUGAAGCAACCAAGACACUGAACAGAGGGAUUUCUGAGUUUGUUGUGAUGGCAGCGGACACUGAGCCCCUUGAGAUUCUUCUCCAUCUUCCUUUACUUGCUGAGGAUAAGAAUGUUCCCUAUGUGUUCGUCCCAUCAAAACAAGCACUUGGACGGGCAUGUGGGGUCACCCGGCCAGUCAUUGCAUGUUCUGUGACAACAAACGAGGGAAGUCAAUUGAAAUCCCAGAUACAGCAAUUAAAGGAUGCUAUUGAGAAGCUGUUAAUCUGAAAAUUUGAUAUUCGGUAUGAUGGGCUUCUUGAGUUGUGCUGAAUGCUCCUUCAGAGGCUUUGACUGGGCGAGUUGUUGUGUUCAACGGGAUAAUCUGAAAGUAUAUUAUUUCUAUUGCAAAAUAUUAUUUCAGUGUAAUAUUUUUCAAGUUAGUGUGAGUGAUAUUUAAACUGUUAUUAUAAAUUGUAAAACUAUAUCGUUGGGUGCCACUAGAAAUUUGCCACUACUAACAAUACCUUGUGUAAUUAAUUCCAUAUUUCUCACAUUGCCUGAGUUCGGAACCUGAAG